Molecule: messenger RNA, 843 nt
Organism: Naegleria lovaniensis
Lineage: Eukaryota; Heterolobosea; Eutetramitea; Acrasida; Naegleriidae
Exons: 2
Coding region: 1-843 (280 amino acids)
Biological process (GO): translation
Cellular component (GO): ribosome
Molecular function (GO): structural constituent of ribosome
Source: RefSeq, a predicted model, not a curated record
AUGACACGAAAUUUUGAGAGUCCCUACAAAGUUCUUGCUCCUGUUACAAAACCUCUCCGAAAGCUUGAUCUCGCGUUUGGGAGAGGCUUUGAUCAUAUGAGAGAAGAUCCUGAUGUACAUCGGGUCAUGGAUGAUUGGAAAGAUCGAUAUAGGAGUUUUUUAUUUGUGAGAAGGUUUCAAAUUGCAUCUCCACAGACAGGAAAAACGAAAACUUUUGAGCCAAUAUAUGAAAGCAAUCAUUCAAGUCUGGUUGGUAGAAAAAUUGGAGACGUCAUUGACGGAAUCGAUGUGUCGACUAUGUUUACUGGCUAUCGUUUUAAAAUUUCUGGAGCGAGUGAUUCGACUGGAGUUCCUCAUCAAGCAGGUAUUUUUCAAUAUGGUCGAGUAAGGCUUUUAAAAAAACCAGGAUCUUUUGGCUAUCCAAGUUGGAGAGCUAAAAGAAAAGGAUCCAUGAAACGAAAAACAGUUCGAGGUGGUAUCAUUGAUAUGGGAACUCGUACCAUCUCACUCGUCAUUGUGAAGAAUGGUACCAGUGUCAUUCCAGGAUUGACUGAUGGAACUCUCCCAAAAACAUUGGCUCCUAAAAGAGCUUCUAAAAUUCGAAAAUUGUUCAACUUGUCAAAAUGUGACGACGUGAGAAAAUAUGUCAUUAAGAGAAAUGCUAAAAUUUGUGGAAGUUUGGCUGAGAAGGGUGUUAAAAUUCAACGACUGAUUACUCCUGAACGAAUUCGGCGUAAACAGAAAAAACUUCGACAGUCCAUGCAACGAGCUUUAAAGAGAAUGAGGGAUGAAGAAAAUUAUCACAAGAGGUUUGGAAAGAGGUUUAGUGAUCAUCAAGAAUAG